Molecule: messenger RNA, 4880 nt
Organism: Erpetoichthys calabaricus (reedfish)
Lineage: Eukaryota; Metazoa; Chordata; Cladistia; Polypteriformes; Polypteridae
Gene: tmem131l
Product: transmembrane 131 like
Exons: 34
Coding region: 174-4733 (1519 amino acids)
Cellular component (GO): membrane
Source: RefSeq, a predicted model, not a curated record
CCGCCCCUGCCUCGCCUGUCAGUUCUUUUGACAAACACGAGCGACGACUGCAAGCGGCUGCGCUUACUCGCCAAGAAUAAUACGAGUGGGCAGGAGGGGGGAACUGGCUGAAAGAAAAAAAAAAAGAGAAAGAGAGAACAGAAGGGAGGCCAGAAGCACGCCGAGCUUGAAGCAUGGCGGGUCAACAGGACCUUCAGCACAGGAAAGCGGGCACCAAUCUUCUGCUGGGCGUCUUGCUGCAGUUCCUCUUACCGCAUUUUCGGCCGGGAGAGCCACCUCAACAAGCCCUUGCUCAGAUGGCUGGAGUAGUGGAGGUCUGGCAAGCUGAAGAAGGAGAUCUACUUCCCAAUCAGGAUGAACAGGAUGGGGAGGAUCUUAUACAUGAAGACAGCUCUCCACUAGGCAAUGGAAGAGCCUUGCAUUUUUGGCCAUCUCAACUGGAUUUUGGAACACAGCCGGUGGGGGUACCAAGAGUGGAAGUAGUCAACGUCCUCAAUCCCAGUCAUGAUCUACCAUUGACAUUGACAUCACUGUUUACAUCAAGCACGCAUUUUUAUAUGCCAUCAUUCCAUAGUAGGGUGAUCCCACCCCGAGGAAAAUCCUCAUUUAAAGUUAUCUUCCUGCCAACAGAGGAAGGAAGUGUAGAAAAUGUUUUAUUUAUAAACGCAUCCUCUCAUGGGAUUAUUUCCUAUCAGCUGUUUGGUGCUGGUAUAUCUUUAGGUUCUUCAGGUGUGCCUCUGAAAAUACCCAGUACUUUCAUUUUUCCAGAUAUACAUAUAUUACGAUCAAACACUCAGGAAGAAGCUUUAAAUAGCAGUAGGCUGUGGCUGCAGCUUGAAUGUAACAUACCUAAAAGAGGUGUUCACUAUUCUCAGGACUCUUGCUUUGUAGAAGAAGAAAACUUACUUGUUCAAGUCCAUCUGUUUGAUAAAAACAGAAGAAAUGAAGGAUUUGAAAAACUGGAGCACUACGUUAAUGAAAAUGUUUUUGUGCUCUUUGUAUUAAAGGGAUAUAAUAUAGUAGAAGAGCCAAAGAUCACUAUUUAUUUAUUAAAUUCAGGAGCCAGGCUGUUACAGGCAAAGGAAAUAAAGCUUGUUUCCCAAUCAAAAGGCCUGUUUGAAAUUGAGCAAUCUCUACUCCGUCCUUCUGCAUCGAAGUUUACACAGAUUGCCUCAUUGGUGUGCAGAGCUACUCAAACACCAUCUGGCCAUGAAAAAAAGGGAUCAGGUCAGAUGACAAUGCGUGUAUUGAAAGGUAGCUCUACGCUUAAAUCAUAUCCUUCACUUCAAAUUUCAUAUAGGAGUUUUGAACAUGAAGCAGCACCCACGUUAUUUGACUUGAAGAAUAAAGAUGCAGAAGAAGAUCUCAUAGACAUUUGGUUAACAAAUGGUUUUGAUUUUAGUUUUACCUUAGAUAAGGUACAGUUUCCCAAAGAAGCUGAUAAAUUCCUUAAGGUUCUGAAUUUUAGCAGCCCAGUGCUUGUUCCACCGGGUUGCUGGAAGAUGUUUACUUUGCAAUAUGUAAACAGAAUAGCCUCUGCAAGCGUAGUGGCCAAUAUAAUAUUGGUUACUAGCCAUGGUUUUUCUUUAGAGAUGCCUCUUCAAAUUAAGUCCACAAUGCUAAAGGUUUCAAAAAAUAAAACACACUGUGAUAAUUCAUAUCGUGUAAGAUUAUUGGAUGCAGCUAGUGCUGAAUGGCAGGAGAGUCUUCUUUUAGAUUCUUCAACUUGGAAGGUAGAUAAAAGGCUUGCUACAGAGAUGUGGUCAAAAGAUAAAGAUCAGAAAACACUCAGCUGUCCUAAGUUACUUAAAGAUCCUGGGCUCACAGUGGACUUCAAAGCUACUUCUGUCAAUGAGAGCAAAGUUAAAUAUUUCACACUUAAAAAUCCAGUAGAUGCCCCUGUUACGGUUCAGUUGCUGCCUGUUUCUUCAUAUCCCGAACCUCAUGAAGCUCUUAAUGCAUUAAUAAAAUGGUUUAACUUACCUUCCCUUGAUAUUAAUUUGUCUACAUCAGAGUUUAUGCUAAUGAUGCACACACAUGAGGAUGACAUCAACAUUACAAACCACACUAAAAGCACUGUGGUAAAUCUUCAUCUUGCACCAAAGGAAUUGAAGAAAAUUGGUGUGGCUUUUACACCAGUAGAUAAAAAAUGUGUAACAUCAGUUAUUCUAAUAAGGAACAACUUGACAGUAUUUGAUAUAGUUUUAGUGAAAGGUUGUGGUGCCAAAGAAAUACUGAAGAUUGGAGGAAGGUUGCCUGGUACAGGAGCAUCUCUUAGAUUUAAUGUUCCUCAGUCUACUCUAAUGCAGUGCAGGAAUGGCUUAAAAUCAAGCAAACCUUUUGUUGUUCAAAAGACCUUUACAUUAGAGAAUGCAGGAGAACUUCCAUUGACUAUAACAUCUAUGAGUAUCAGUGGAUACAAGUGUCAAGGAUUUGGAUUUGAAAUUCUGGGCUGCCAUACAUUACCUUUGGAUUACAACUCAACACAAGAAAUCAGCAUUGUUUUUACACCAGAUUUCACUACCUCUUGGAUAAUCCGAGAUCUCACCUUGGUGACAGCACGAGGGUCAUCUUUUAUCUUCACUCUCAAUGUUACCCUUCCUCACCACAUGUUGCCACUGUGUGCCCAGUUUUUACCUGGUCCUAGCUGGGAAGAGAAAUUUUGGAUUGUUGUCAUCGUUUUUACUUGGUUGUCCCUGGGGGGUGUAUGUUUGAUGGCUUUUCAUCAAGCCCAGUGUAUUUUGAUAGAUUUUUCAAUACCAGCAUUAAGGCAGAGUAACAAUUCAGGACUCCCUCGUGAAAGCAGCCAUGUUGAUACAAUCACCUCCACGUCUGCUAGAGGUAAAGGCAGUUGUAAGACAUUCACUGAUUCGGGAAACACUCCUGAUAAAGGGAAAGGAAAGGGGUCCCUUUCUGUCACAAGUGGAAACUGCAGAACUCAGACCUCCUCAAAGAAAAGUCCUGGGACGUUUGCUCAAUCUCAGAAGAAGUAUAAGGUGUCAUUGUAUUACAGUAAAUACAAAGUGAAUCCUACAUCUUCAACAAUUGUUGCUGCUUCUUCCAUGUCUUCUCAAGAUGAAGAAUGUUUGCCAGUCAAGGAACCAUAUAACCAGGAUGAUCAUAUUGAGGAAAAUACCAAUAAAAUCUAUGCCAUUGAAAAUAAAAAUACUGUAUUGCAGGAAUCAGAGGUGCACAGUAGACAAGGAGUUUCUUUCACUGUAAAAGACUGCAGGAACAUAAACACAGACAUGUUUCCCAUGGAAACAAACAUUAAGCCCUCAGAGGAACUAUCUGUGGCUACAAACAAUCGUCUAAACCACUGGCCUUGUAGUUCUGUUGAAAAAAAAGACAAUGAUCAGGUCUCAGAUGAUCAGCAGUGCAGCACUUUUUUGCCUUCCCCAGAAAAGAAGAUAGUUGAGAAAAGGGAUAUUGGUAUUGGUAAGGUGAAGGAAGACUGUAACAAAAACAAAAUGCAAGAGAAAGCAGAUAUAAACAGCACAACCUCAAAUGCAAAGGGAAGACGAGGCUCUGUUAAGAACAGGAGGAGGAUUGCUGGUGGUAUCAUGGGGCUUACUGAGCAAAAUAUUUCUGACUUUAGUGAUAAGAACAGAGAUGCUGUAAAUAAGGAAACAAAAAAUCCCAACAGGUCAAGAAAUCGAUGCACGAAUGGAAAACAGGAAAGUGUUAAACUGGGUGGAAAAGUGGACAGUCCUCUAAAGCACUUACAAAACAGGACAAGCAUGGCUAAUCCAAGGAGGAGCUGUAAUGCCAGAAGAUUGUUUUCUGACUCUAGUUCAGACUCUGGUAGCUCUUCAGGCAGUGUCAGAGACAGCAGAGGAAGCUGGGGUAGUUGGAGUAGUGCCAGCAGCCUGGAAGGAGAAAAAGAUCACACUACUUCGAAAUUAAACUGCAUUUCCUCUCCAACAAAAAGAGACGACCAUGUUUUUGCCUUUCUACCUGACAAAGAAUGUUGCCAACCACUGAACUCAAGUUAUAGAAUUCAAAGUGUGCAUAACCUGAAUCAAGGGGAAAAAUGCCACAUCCCAGAAUCGGUACCCACUCUCAGCUUUGCUGCUGUAGCAUCAGGAGUUGAGAGAAGUAUGGCUUUAGGUCCUUGUCAGUCAGAAGAAAUAUGGUCUCCAAUGCCUACUGCAUUAACUAAUGGUUUCAGAUACAAUACAUCUGAAAACAUGUCUUUCAUCCCUCCAGAAAAUGCUGGUGCCAUAUAUAGUCAUUUUCCAUGGACUACCAGCCAGUAUGCAGCUCCUUACCAUUACUCUGAUCAAAAUGGCCAUUGUGUAGCUUAUGAAGGUAACAUGAACUUCCAGAAUGCAUUUCAAGAGGUGCAGAAUGUUCAGUAUACUCCACAGGCCUUUUGGAAUGAAGAGUCACCACCAGACUUAGCAACGUCUUGGGAUUCAAAUGACUGUAUAGGUAGCAAGGCAUACUUCUCAGGAACCCGAAGCCUCUCCCCAAUGUCCAGUUUGUUUGGCUCUAUUUGGACUCCUCAGAGUGAUCCAUAUCAAAGCCACUUCCAGCACAAUAUGCGAUCAGUACCUCACUCUUCCCACCCAACUUUUAGCAGAGAACAGAGUAUCCACUGCAGACAAAAGCAGUAUUCUGGCUUUGAUCCUUUUGGCUGCCACAUGAAUUUGGACAUCUGGAAUUCCUCAUCCAACCAAGGUUCAAAUUCUCAACUUUCCAACGAUUCUGGGUACUGUGGGGAAGCCUGAGUGGAGUGUGGUUAAACAAAAUGCUAUGGGGAAAAUGUGAAUUUUUUUUCUCAGAAUUUAUUGGUGUGUAAAGUUGAAUAUUUGUUGUAUAUUUUUCUAGUCAUUUUGCAAAUUGAACCUUGGAAAAAAUAAACAUUUUGUAUUUGA